Fusarium verticillioides 7600 is the source of this 2840-nucleotide messenger RNA. Its product is annotated as tRNA-dihydrouridine synthase 3. Lineage: Eukaryota; Fungi; Ascomycota; Sordariomycetes; Hypocreales; Nectriaceae. The transcript is spliced from 3 exons. Gene Ontology annotation, molecular function: RNA binding; flavin adenine dinucleotide binding; tRNA dihydrouridine synthase activity. Gene Ontology annotation, biological process: tRNA processing. The coding region runs from base 146 to 2443 and encodes 765 amino acids. The record is from RefSeq and is a predicted model, not a curated record.
ACCUUUCUCUCUUUUCCUCUCUCUUACACAGACUCACUCCGCUCAUCAAUCCUUUACUUAUUCUUCAUAGCGAAUUUAUGAGCUCAUAAUUUUCUUUCAGCACAUGCAUUGUCCCAGAGACUGACCAUUCUCAGCGGCUUUGACCAUGAGUGAGCAACACGACGCUCAUAUGGGAGGCGUUUCCCCAGGCAAGGCGCAUGCAGAACUUGAAGUUGAUGCCAGCAAUAUUAUAACCUCGACAAAGGAUGAAGAGCGGGCUUCGAAGAGACUUAAGGUUAACGAUUCGAUCCCGUCACAAUCUGUCCCAGGAGAGGAUUUGCACGAUGCACCCGCUCCUAAGGAGAAUGAGCAAUCCACAAAUGGCGACAAGGAGAAUGAGGUCUCGAGACCACAGCCGGACCCCAAGACCGAGUACGUUGAUGGGCGCAACAAGGGAGUUGCCCCUAUCAAGAAAGAGUAUCUUGUAGACAUGUCAAUUCAGAAAGAUGCGUCCGAUGAUGCUGUGAACGACGAUGACGAUGCUGAGGCACGUGGCACUGCCGAAGGAAAUGCUGAGAAUGGCGAUCGAAAGCCAGGCAAGGGAAAGAAAGAGAAGAAGAAGAAGAAGGGACAGAACACAGAGCGCGAUUUUGGCAAAUUUGACGAUGCCUUUCGUCUUUGCAACAGUCGAGCCUUCUAUCCCGAGUUUUCUCCCAGAGAAUGCAAGUUUGGUGACCGAUGCAGACUCUGCCAUGAUAUUCGAAAGUAUCUUGAGGAAGGCCGCCGAGGUGAUGUUGAGACUUUCGAAGGCAAAUGUCCCGUGUUCGAGGCACAUGGCCACUGCCCUUCGGGCUGGAAGUGCCGUUUUGUUAAGAGCCACAUGAAGGAAAUCGAGCACGAAGACGGCCGAAAAGAGCUGGUGCUCAUGAGCACUUCAGCAAAAGGCGGCGAGAACGGUGAGCCUAAAGAUGAAGGAUCCGAGGAGCAGCGACCUUCUAUUUUCAACGUCGUCAACAUGGAUAAAAAAAUUGACCUCAACCGCAAGCGGACCGACUUUACACGAUCUGACCAGUACAUCACUUGGCUCAAUAAGGAAGCCAAGCUGAGCGAAGAGUUUAUGAAUCGUCGCAAGAAUCAGUCUACCGAGGGCAUCGAAGAUCUACGUGCCCGCUUCGUCGACCCCCCCUUUAAGCCUUCUGAGAAGCGCCGUCUCUAUUUCGGUCAAGAGACCCCAACCCUGGCACCUCUCACCACCCAAGGGAACUUGCCCUUCCGUCGACUCUGCGUCGAGCUUGGAGCCCAGCUCACAUACUCGGAGAUGGCAUUGAGUAUGCCCCUCAUACAGGGAACGAAGGCCGACUGGACACUUCUCAAGGUUCACGAGUCAGAGCUCUCACCUCCCAAGUUUAACCCAGGCUCUGUCCCCAUCUUUGAUGACUACGACCACUCUAAAGAUAUCAAGUUCGGUGCCCAGAUCUCCGGAAACAACCACUGGGUUGUUACCAAGGCUGCUGACGUACUGAAUCGUUAUUGCCCUCACCUUCGCCUCAUCGAUUUGAACUGCGGGUGUCCGAUUGAUAUGGUCUUCAAGUCUGGCGGUGGAUCGGCGCUUCUCGAAAACUCAGGCAAAUUGGAACGUAUGAUUCGGGGGAUGAACGCUGUGUCAGGGGAGGUCCCUAUCACAGCCAAGAUCCGCACUGGUAUCCGAAACUCCCGUCCUACAGCUACUCAGCUUAUUGGAAAACUGGCCUUUGGUGCACGAGAGCACCGAGAACGACUUGGUGCUCCUGGAUGUGCGGCCCUGACUCUUCAUGGACGCAGCCGUGAGCAGCGAUACACUAAGAAGGCCGACUGGGGCUACAUCAGCGAGUGCGCCGCGCUCAUCAAGACUUACAACAAGCAGAAGGACAACCUGAGUGACACCAUCGCUGAGCCCGAUGCCAGCAGCCUUCCUAAUGCCAAGGAUGGCCGCAUGUACUUCCUCGGUAACGGCGACUGCUAUUCGCACAUCGAGUACUAUGAGCACAUUGAGAAGGCUCGUGUCGAUACCGUCAUGAUUGGCCGUGGGGCUCUCAUCAAGCCUUGGCUCUUUGAAGAGAUUGAGAAGGGCCAAUACCUCGACAAGUCAUCUAGCGAGCGUCUCCGCUACAUCGAGAAGUUUGUGCGCUAUGGCCUUGAUGCCUGGGGUUCCGAUGAACUCGGCAUUGGAUUCACUCGCCGUUUCCUUCUCGAGUGGCUCAGUUUUACGCACCGAUAUGUCCCUAUUGGUUUGUUAGAGUAUCUCCCACCGUGCCUUAAUGACCGACCUCCCAAGUACGAGGGGAGAGAUGAGAUGGAAACGCUUAUGGCGUCUAACAACUUCAGGGACUGGAUCAAAAUCAGCGAGAUGUUCCUUGGCCCCGUCCACCCAACGUUCAAGUUCCAGCCCAAGCACAAAUCCAACGCGUACGAGGCCGAGGGUUGAACAACAAUUAAACAGCAAGACAUUAGACAGGCGGGCGGCGCAGAAGGGGACUUGUGAAUAAUUGUUUGAGGCGAAAAGGGUCGAUUUUUCGUGCGCAUAUUUGCUAUCUAGGAAACUGGGCAAAGAUAGCCACAAAGCAUGGAUGACUGGUAUCUGUAUAAAGGGUUCAAGAAGGAGGUCCUGUUUACAGGGGGAAACGGGGAUGUGAACCCGAAACUUGUGUCAUAACGAAAAGUCUGAUCUGGCAUCGAUCAGAUAAAUAUACACAGAACCACUGGGAAUGUAUUUCGACUCGGCGCAAGCUGUGGCGAGAUAACUAUGUUAUUGAGCAGUACUAUCAACUCUGAAAUCAACAAUGAUUAAAACUUCCAGGGUUUAACCCCUGGCUUAUCUUCGA